AAAAAUGAAAAAUGAAAAAUGAAAAAUAAAAAGCUUUGAUAUAGACAUAAAAGAGAGAAAAAAAAAGAAAAAAGAAACUCUCCUCUUCUGUUUAAUUUAAAUAAACUAAUUGUUUAUUCAUAGACUGAUUGGAUGAAUAAUCAUCUUUUCCUGAAUGAUAAUAAUUCAAUCAUCGACUCUAUUUCACCCAACCCACCAGAAAAUACCGUUCAACAACCUCUUUUAAAACAAACACAGUUUUCGCAGGACAAUACUGAGUCCACGACUACGAAUCCUCCUCAUCAAUACCGGCCUAUUUUUCAUAAAUUUCAAUCUGACUCAUCCACUCAGGUAUUAUUUCCGGUUGCUAAUCCUAAACAUGAAAAUCAAAACUUGAUCAAUAAAGCAGCGCAAGUAGCUAUUAAAGUGGCGGCAGAGGCGGCGGCCGCGGCAGCAGCAGCAGCAGCAGCAACAACAACAACGUCUAAAACUGAAAUAAUAGCUAAUAAUGAAUCGACUCCUACUUCUUUAAAUACCAAUCAUCAUUCAUUGACAAAAGGGAAAAUUACUGGAGAGAAUGUCACUGCCGAAAAUAUUGAGGAAGGAUAUAUUCAAUUCGUCACAAGACAUGAUCCAAAUUAUAUUAGCGAUGAUAUAGAAAGUUUAGUCUAUGCGAAAAGAAAAUUUAAUUCGGUACCCAAGACUGGUGAUCUAUGCUAUACAACUUGGGAUGUCUAUCAACUUGUUUUAAAAUUACAUCAAAAGGAGGUAUAUAAAUAUAUAUAAAAAGAAGCAAUUAUAAAGAUGGGGUUUGUUGGUUAACUCCAUUCUUCUACCUCUAUAAAAUAUACAUUCAAUAAAAAAAAAAAAUAGAUAAAAAAUUGGUCUCAAUUGGUAGGUCAAUUGGGUUUGGCAGAUAUGGCAGGAAGGCCUCAAUUUGCUCAAAGAGUGAAACGAUGGAUGCAUAAGUAUAAAAUAGACUGUUAUUUCGAUUAUUUGCUCGGUAAUGAAUAUCAGUAUUUUGCACCAGAUAAUAAAUACUCAUACUGUCUAUUGAUUGGAAAUUACAAAAAAAGGAAAAAGAAUAUGACGUUGACAACCAUGGCUGAUCAUCAUCAUCAUCAUCAUCAUCAUCAUCAUCA
Molecule: messenger RNA, 1121 nt
Organism: Cokeromyces recurvatus
Lineage: Eukaryota; Fungi; Mucoromycota; Mucoromycetes; Mucorales; Mucoraceae
Exons: 1
Coding region: 133-765 (210 amino acids)
Source: RefSeq, a predicted model, not a curated record